AUGGUAUCAUGAUGAUCGUCUCGAUGGUACAUGGUGCCUUCCCUUCAUGGCGAUCGACACCGCAUGUAGAAGGGGUGGAAGGUGAUAUCGAAGCAGCAUUACCGCUUGACGCCGAGGCCCAGGUUCGGGUCAGGCGCAGACACCAUGAAGGCCAUCUUUGGGCGCUCUAGCCGACGAUCGUCUGUGGCGACCGGGUUCAGCAGUAGCAGCAGCUCCCAUUCCACACCCGACAUUUCGCAGCCCUCGCCUGAACGGCGGCUGACGAUCCAUGCAACACCGUCCGGGCUCGUGGUAGCGCCCAAGUUGCAUUCGAAUGUAAGCACCCCCCAGCACCAACACCAACAGAGCUCUUCAAGCGGCUGCGGUAGCGGCGGCAGCCUUGAGCACAAGGUCGUAACAACCCCCGCAGCGAUCAAGCUGGCGUGGAAUAGGGAUGCGAAAAUUGAACAGGUGGCCGGCAGAGAGAUCAAGUCGCUGCUAGAUUCGGCAACAGAAGAUGCAGAAAUUCAAGCUUUCGGAAUCGUUGGUAUCAUGAGAGUAUUCAAUUACGCGUAUCUACUAGUCAUUACUAGUCGCUCUCACGCUGGAGACUUUUUCCAUGCGUCCCUCCCCAUCUACCGCUGUUCUGGCGUCUUAGCCAUACCACUGUCGCAUGAUAUGGCGCUGCCUAUCUUGAAGGCAGAAAACGCCCGUCAAGCAAUGGCUAAUCAAGGGUCUGGAGACACAAGCAGCUCCGAAUCGGACGAUAGUGAUGGUGAAGAUGUUCAGAAAGAUGAAGUCCUCACGCCCUCGCUUGUGGCACGAGAAUCUUUCUUAGCUGGCCUGACAGAGUCCGGCGACACCUCUGCAUCGAGCUACGCUGCAACGCUCAAACCCGCGCGCGGCAAGUCAUGGACGGCCCCAUCUAGGAGGGAAAGAGUCAUCUCGGAAGGAAACCCAGCACUUGCUGAGCGGGAAAAUGCUCCACCCCAUAACAGCUCACUCGAGCAGGCCACCGCGCCGGGAGACAAGACAUGCCCAUCAGCAGAAGGCGGAAGUACAGCUCAUGUCGAGCUACCCAACCAGGAUGGCACAGCCGGAUCUGCUCUCGAAGACGAUGCGAACAGCGAUAAUGCGAAUGGACCAGCAUUGACGCCGGACGAGCAGUGGCACGAAGCGACCAAGGCUGAGCUGGAGGAUAAGCUGGUCCGCGAAGCCGCCAAGCUUUUCGCCAGGGGAGAGAUGUGGUUCUCGUACGAUCUGGACAUCACCACAUCAUUGCAGCGAAAACACGCUCUCGUCACUUGUGGGAACAGCGCAACCACUGCUGGGCUCCCCUUUCAGGAGCCUUCACCGUUGCUGCCAUUAUGGAAGCGCGUUGAUCGGAGAUUCUGGUACAACGAAGCGCUGUCGAAAAACUUUGUCGACCUCAGUUUGCAUGCCUACAUCCUUCCGAUCAUGCAAGGCUACUUUCAGGUAACGAAUCUCCCCAUUCCAUCAGCUGGCAGUCAACGCGCAUCGCUCGAGGGACCAGGUAGUUCCGUGGGCGAUGCGAUGGAUGCCGUUACGGAAGCCGCCUCCGCUGACGAUGCUGAAGCCCAACUGAUGAUUAUUUCGCGUCGGUCUAAGGAGCGCGCUGGCUUGCGGUAUCAGCGUAGGGGCAUUAAUGACGCAGGACAGGUCGCCAACUACACCGAGACAGAACAGAUAACUUUCACCCGGAAGGGCACCCAGUCGCAUCUGCUCAGCUUUGUCCAAUUCCGCGGGAGCAUUCCACUCUUCUGGAGCCAGAGCCCGUUCAGCAUGAAGCCGCCGCCUGUUCUUGAGCGCAGCGACGCAGAUAAUGUCAAAGCGUGCUCUAAGCACUUUGACGAACAGGUCCAGCGGUACGGCAAAGUGACUUGCAUCAAUCUUGCCGAGCAGCACGGUAAAGAGGGGCAAAUCACCGAGGCAUAUCGCAAGCGCGUGGAGGAGGACAUCAAGAAAGGCGACUCCGUGAAGUACGUUGCAUUUGACUUCCAUAAGGAGUGCUCCGCGAUGCGCUUUGAAAAUGUCAGCAAACUGCUGGGCAAUGUCCACGAGACGAUGGAGAGCAUGGGCUACUUUUGGGCCUCGAAGAAAAAUGCGACCAGUGCCAUUACCAUCGCGAGUAAGCAGAUGGGCGCAUUCCGCGUUUCUUGCCUCGACUGCCUUGAUCGGACCAACGUCGUUCAGUCGGCUUUUGGGCGGCACGUCCUGGGCAUUCAGUUGGGGAAGGCAGAUGUGACACUAGGUACAUCAAAAGACGAAGACUUUGAGUUCGUCUACAAUGACACGUGGGCGAACAAUGGAGACAUGAUUUCGCAGGCGUACGCAGGCACCAGGGCGCUAAAGGGCGAUUUUACCAGAACUGGCAAGCGCAACUUCUUCGGCAUGAUGAACGACGCGACCGCCAGUGUAUAUCGUAUGGUGCAAGGUGCCGUAACCGACUUCUUCCGGCAAACAGUCAUUGAUUUUGUGCAUGGUGGUCUCAGUCUGAAUGGACUGGAACGCUAUAACGACCAGCUUGCCGCACAAGAUCCUGCUGAGAGCUUCCGCCUAGCCCGAGUCAGAGCAAGCGCCAUCGAGACGUGCGCUAGCAUGGUGCUCGGCGAAGAUGAAACGCAUUUGGGAGGGUGGACCUUGUUCUCGCCCGUCGAGUCGAGCCAGAUCCAUGGUUCUAAAUUCGAGGAGAAGGUCGUUCUUUUGACACCGAAAGCGCUAUACUCGUGUGGCUACGACUUUACCUCGGAGAAGCUGUCGGAAUUUUCCAGGAUCCUGAUCGGCGACAUUGUCGGUAUCAAAAAGGGGCUUUACAUCAUCUCUCCCAAUGAAGCGUACCAUCCGGAGGACAAUUGGGGCAUGGUCCUCUCUUACUUGACUGAGGAGAAGAGGCUCAACAACGCUUCCAUCCGCAACAUGCCUCCACCGUCCAAAACAUCAACGACGAACUUUCUCGCUUUUCGCGCUGUCCGCAGCGAGGGGAAUGACUUUUCUAUCAGCACGAACAAUGGUUCGAGCGGGACAAGCGGAGGUAGCGCCGCCACGAACGAGCAGCAAAAGUGGGGGCACCCCAGUUCCAAUCGCGGCAGGCAGAAGUCAUCGUCUGAUGACGAGGUCCUGGUGCUCACGCCGCGUCAGACGAUUGACCGCCUCGUCGGCAUGGUCGUUGAGCAGUGUCGCGAUGUCGGUGCUUGCGAGGACGGCGAAGAGGCUUUCGUGACCGAUGAAACGAUUCAGAGCCUCGCACAAGCCAAAGCGAACGCAUCGUUGUUUGCGCCGCUCCUGGAGGGUCUGAAGCGAAGGCUCUGGCUCUAGCUGUAGCUCAACGGUUAUGUGACUUGGUUGGAAUAUGGCGCUCUUGCGAGGAUACCCUUCUACACUUUCUACACCAUUACUUUCCAUUAAGGUUUCAUGUGACCGAAGGAAAAACAUGAGUGUACUAUUUGCAGUGCAACGAAUACAAGAACAAUUUUCCAUUGC
Tilletiaria anomala UBC 951 is the source of this 3480-nucleotide messenger RNA. RefSeq lists its product as uncharacterized. NCBI's taxonomy places the organism in Eukaryota, Fungi, Basidiomycota, Exobasidiomycetes, Georgefischeriales, Tilletiariaceae. The transcript has 6 exons. Bases 145 to 3315 code for a protein of 1056 amino acids. Gene Ontology annotation, molecular function: phosphatidylinositol-4-phosphate phosphatase activity. Gene Ontology annotation, cellular component: endoplasmic reticulum. The record is from RefSeq and is a predicted model, not a curated record. Gene Ontology annotation, biological process: phosphatidylinositol dephosphorylation.